Messenger RNA from Coregonus sp. 'balchen', 7112 nucleotides. Lineage: Eukaryota; Metazoa; Chordata; Actinopteri; Salmoniformes; Salmonidae. The record is from the annotation of a GenBank genome assembly.
AUGAGAGAAAUUGUUCACAUUCAAGCCGGACAAUGUGGGAAUCAGAUUGGCACCAAGGCAAGUAGAGACCUUUUGAACUGAAUGGCUUUUUCAUUUUAAUUAACAACACAUUCCAUGUUUUGUGGAGAUUUUUUUUUUUUUUAAUGGAUUUUGUGUUCAAUUUUUACUGGAGCCAAUGCUUUUUCAAUGGGAGUCAUCCGUUGCCAGAUUUAUGACAACGGAUGACUAACGAAUGGUCCAUUUUUUAACUCUGAGAAUACCGUGUGUGGCCUUAGCCUAAAUGUUUAGAAGCUGAUGUGACAAAUUCAUGCUUUAGGUCAUAGGCUACGACGUAGGCCUUUUGAAAAUAUCAAUUGGCAUCGCUUAAUUACAAUUCUAUUAAGCCUAUAAUAAACUUCAUAACGGUCACUAGAGUGCAGCCAGGGAGUGGCAUGAAAUCCGCGCUGUGCGUGUCUAUCCGUUUCAGCAGCUGAGCGUGCUGAAGUCAUCAAAUAAGACCGAAAGAUGCACAAUGUCCGAUCGUUUUUUCAUGAUGUCUUGAUAACUUUUGGAGAUUUAACUGUAUUCUUUUUUCCUCCAAUGUUGAUAACUGGACAGUUUUGGGAAGUUAUCAGUGAUGAACACGGCAUCGAUCCGGCAGGAAACUAUGUGGGUGACUCAUCGCUUCAAAUCGACAGGAUUAAUGUGUACUACAACGAAGCCUCCUGUAAGUGUGUCUGUGGUUGAAUGAAUCAUCAUGCUUACAAGUUGUUCCAAAUUUCUGAAGGCAUAGAGAAUUUAACAUAAGCACACUCAUGGGCUACUACAGGGUCCUUACUUCUGGUGCUUUGACAAAUUGCCAUAACCCUUUUGCCACCCCUUUGCUGCAACUUGAACUCAGGGGUAGAUGUAACAUUGUAAAUGUAAAUCCGGGAAACUCCAAUUAAACUUAACAAAAAUAAACACAACAUGCAACAAUUUCAAAGAUUUUACUGAGUUACAGUUCAUAUAAGGAAAUCAGUAAAUGGAAAUGAAUUCAUUAGGUACUAAUCUAUGGAUUUCACAUGACUGGGAAUACAGGAUUUGUGUACAGAUCCUUGCAACAUGGGGCCGUGCAUUAUCAUGCUGGAACCUAAGGUGAUGGCGGCGGAUGAAUGGCACGAAAAUGGGGGGGGUUCUAAAUAUGGAAUUAUUUUAAGAUGGAUCAUUUAGCUAUUGGAUUUUAGUACCCCUUUAGGUCCCCAAAAAUUAUUUGAUAUAAUAUUGAAUUUGGCCUUUACUACUAUAGCCCAGAGAAAUGUUUUGUAUAACGCAUAAAUGGGGAAAAAAUACAGUAAAAAAAUCUAUCAUUAGAAAUAAGGUUUUAAAGUGUCUGUCCUAUAUCUAGGAGAUAUAAGAAAGCUCUGGAAAUAUGCAGUGCAUUCGGAAAGUAUUCAGACCCAUUGAUUUUUUUUUCCACAUUUUAUGUUACAGCCUUAUUCUAAAAUUGAUUUUAUUUUUGUGUGCACAUUUAUAAAAAAUAAAAAACUGAUAUUACAUUUACAUAAGUAUUCAGACCCUUUACUUAGUACUUUGUUGAAGCACCUUUGUCAGUGAUUACAGCCUUGAGUCGUCUUGAGUAUGACGCUACAAGCUUGGCACACCUGUAUUUGGGAAGUUUCUCCCAUUCUUCUAUGCAGAUCCUCUCAAGCUCUGCCAGGUUGGAAGGUGAGCAUCGCUGCACAGCUAUUUUCAGGUCUCUCCAGAGAUGUUAGAUCGUGUUCCAGUCUGGGCUCUGGCUGGGCCACUCAAUGACAUUCAGAGACUUGUCCUGAAGCCAUCUUUCGCUCGACCCUGACUAGUCUCCCAGUCCCUACUGCUGAAAAACAUCCCCACAGCAUGAUGCUGCCACCACCAUGCUUCACCGUAGGGAUGGUGCCAGGUUUCCUCCAGACGUGACGCUUGGCAUUCAGGCCAAAGAGUUCAAUCUUGGUUUCAUCAGACCAGAAAAUCUUGUUUCUCAUGGUCUGAGAGUCUUUAGGUGCCUUUUGGCAAACUCCAAGCGGGCUGUCAUGUGCCUUUUACUGAAGAGUGGCUUCCAUCUGGCCAUGCUACCAUAAAGGCCUGAUUGGUGCAGUGCUGCAGAAAUGGUUGUCCUUCUGGAAGGUUCUCCCAUCUCCACAGAGGAACUCUGGAGCUCUGUCAGUGACCAUCGGGUUCUUGGUCACCUCCCUGACCAAGGCCCUUCUCCCCCGAUUGCUCAGUUUGGCCGGGCGGCCAGCUCUAGGAAGAGGCUUGGUGGUUCCAAACUUCCUCCAUUAAAGAAUGAUGGAGGCCACUGUGUUCUUGGGGAACUUCAAUGCUGCAGAAAUUUUUUUGGUACCCUUCCCCAGAUCUGUGCCUCGACACGAUCCUGUCUCGGAGCUCUACGGACAAUUCCUUCGACCUCAUGGCUUGGUUUUUGCUCUGACAUGCACUGUCAACUGUGGGACAUUAUAUAGACAGGUGUGUGCCUUUCCAAAUCAUGUCUAAUCAAUUGAAUUUACCACAGGUGGACUCCAAUCAAGUUGUAGCAACAUCUCAAGGAUGAUCAAUGGAAACAUGAUUAACCUGAUCUCAAUUUCGAGUGUCAUAGCAAAGGGUCUGAAUCCUUAUGUAAAUAAGGUAUUUCUUUUUUAUUUUUAUUUUUUAUAAAUAAGCAAACAUUUCUAAAAACCUGUUUUCGCUUUUUCAUUAUGGGGUAUUGUGUGUAGAUUGAGGAACAUUUUAUAUUUAAUAAAUUUUAGAAUAAGGCUGUAACGUAACUAAAUGUGGAAAAAUGGAAGGGGUCUGAAUACUUUCCGAAAGCAGUGUGUGUGUGUAUAUACAGCUCUGGAAAAAAUUAAGAGACCACUGCACAUUUUUCUUAAAUCAGCAUCUCUACAUGUAUGACAGCCAUUCCACUGCAGUGUCUGUUGAAUUCCAACACAGGCACACCUCAUUCUACUGAAUUAGGUACUGAUUAGAAGAUCACCUGAACCAAAUCUUAUUUAAAGAGGAAAAGUAUAAAAACCACUGCUGUGGUCGUCGCUAUCCUCUUGCAAUAGGACCAGCUGGAUGGCAAAAACAGUGCUAAUAGUACCUCAAAAGUAAUAUUAAUAAAAAAUAACUAUUGACCAUGCCAAAAGAGUUGAAAAGGAAAGUUUUGAGUGAGGAAAAUAAGGGUUCAAUUCUGGCUUUACCGGCAGAAGGAUACAGUGAGCGUCAGGUUACUUCCAUCCUUAACAUUUCAAUGACGGCGGGUUCAUAAGAACAAGUUCAAGCAGCAGACAUUAAGGAUAACAACGCUACAGACCGACAGAGGGCGAAAACGACUCUCUACUGACCGGGAUGACCGCCAACUCAUUCGAAUGUCACACAACAACCGUAGGAUGACAUCAAGUGACCUACAAAAAGAAUGGCAAACGGCAGCUGGGUUGAAGUGCACGGCGAGGACGGUUCGAAACAGGCUCCUAGGGGCAGGGCUGAAGUCGUGCAAAGCUAGAAAAAAGCCCUUCAUCAAUGAGAAGUAAAGAAGAGCCAGGCUGAGGUUUGCAAAAGACCAUAAGGAUUGGACCGUAGAGGACUGGAGUAAGGUCAUCUUCUCUGAUGAGUCCAAUUUCCAGCUUUGCCCAACACCUGGUCGUCUAAUGGUUAGACGGAGACCUGGAGAGGCCUACAAGUCACAGUGUCUCGCACCCUCUGUGAAAUUUGGUGGAGGAUCGGUGCUGAUCUGGGGGUGCUUCAGCAAGGCUGGAAUCGGGCAGAUUUAUCUUUGUGAAGGACGCAUGAAUCAAGCCACGUUACAAGGUUGUCCUGGAAGAAAACUUGCUUCCUUUUGCUCUGACAUUGUUCCCCAACUCUGAGGAUUGGUUUUUCCAGCAGGACAAUGCUCCAUGCCACACAGCCAGGUCAAUCAAGGUGUGGAUGGAGGACCACCAGAUCAAGACCCUGUCAUGGCCAGCCCAAUCUCCAGACCUGAAUCCCAUUGAAAACUUCUGGAAUGUGAUCAAGAGGAAGAUGGAUGGUCACAAGCCAUCAAACAAAGCCGAGCUGCUUGAAUUUUUGCGCCAGGAGUGGCAUAAAGUCACCCAACAUCAAUGUGAAAGACUGGUGGAGAGCAUGCCAAGACACAUGAAAGCUGUGAUUGAAAAUCAGGGUUAUUCCACCAAAUAUUGAUUUCUGAACUCUUCCUAAGUUAAAACAUUACUAUUGUGUUGCUUAAAAAUUAACAUGAACUUCUUUGCAUUAUUCGAGGUCUGACAACACUGCAUCUUUUUUGUUAUUUUGACCAGUUGUCAUUUUCUGCAAAUAAAUGACAAUAUUUUUAUUUGGAAUUUGGGAGAAAUGUUGUCAGUAGUUUAUAGAAUAAAACAAAAAUGUUAUUUUUUUCCCAAACACAUACCUAUAAAUAGUAAAACCAGAGAAACUGAUAAUUUUGCAGUGGUCUCUUAAUUAUUUCCAGAGCUGUAUAUAUAAUUUUGUUUUACACAUUUAACCCCUUUUUUUGGGUAGGCACAAAACUACUUUUUUUUUUUUUUAACCUUCAGACGAGUCCCGUGACACUUGUGGGGUCCCCUUUCCACAGUGGGGUGACAUUAGUUUGUUGCCCAAACUUUUUCGGACGUUACAAACAGAAGUUGGCACAUCGACGGGACCGACGUCAGACGAGUCUCCUGACACCUGUGGGGGUUGUAGAGUAAAGCCGUUUCUUAUGCUACAGACGCUACAUUUUCAUGAGAAGAAUGAUUUUUGGGACGUCUCAUGGUCUGACAAACACCGCUCUAGCUCUGCCACCUUUCACCGCCGAUGCGGAAGUGCGACAUAGGAGGAUGCGGUGGAUUGAGACGCAUCCAAUGCAAAAAAACAUAUCUCUAGCUUUUUUUAAUUAUGUUACUUAGAUUGACGCACCGGGGUUAACCUUCUGUCUAAUGUAAACAUACUAAACGUAACAUAUCAUACUAAUUUGAGUGUCCCGGAAUUACAUUUACUAUGUUAAGUCUAGUCUAUGAGACCAGGCUUUUUAUAUAGCAUGAUGUGCACACAUUAUUUCUGAAGCAUCUAUAUACACCUUUUAAAUAAAGGCCUUUAUAAAGGAUGAAUAUUUAAUUCAGACUUCAAAGUUAGUAUUAGUUAGGACUGGCAUAUUCAAUGUGAGUGAAGAUGGCAGGCCGCAAUGAAAAGGAAAAUAUUAUUAUGUUGUUGGCAAUUCCUUAAGGUCUAAAUAAGGAAUGUGUUAUAGGUAAUAGGCAUACCUGACGAAGUCUUGCUUGUGAAACAUAGCCUACUGUACAAUACCAUACAUUCAGAUACAUUUUAAAUGUAUUCCAAUCUGUAUAGGUGUCUGGUUGUCUUUUUUGCAGCACACAAGUAUGUUCCCAGAGCAGUCCUUGUGGACCUGGAACCUGGGACCAUGGACAGUGUCCGGUCGGGGGCCUUUGGACAGCUAUUCAGACCUGACAACUUUAUCUUCGGUAAGUGGACACUGUAACACUUUACCUUAAAAAACAGGGAGGGACUACCUAGGUUUGUCCAAUAUCAUUUAAAAAAGUUUUCCAUUGCAUGACCUAAUGAACACUGGGAUGGAUCAAGUGUGGCGGUCCCAGCAGAAGUUGUCAGGAGAUUGCCUCCCGAGUGGCGCAGCGGUCUAAGGCACUGCAUCGCAGUGCUAGAGGCGUCACUACAUAUCCGGGUUCGACAUGGCCUCACAGUCAUUUUCCUUUUCUUUAGCAGCUACGGGGAGACAAUGGAAAACUAUUUGACAGAACAUGUAGCUUGUACAAAUGCCAGACUCAACCUACAUUCUUGCCUAAAUGUUUUGGACAUUUGUUUAAUCAACUUUUCAGGGUUUUCACGUGGACUGUCCCACCCAGGACUUGAGCCUAAGAAUCUCACCUCACACACACCCUGUACUGACCCCACAUUUCUCUUGGCCUAGACUGGAUGAUAAAUGGCUCACAAUUAGCUUGUGUGUGUUGGGGUAGUGGGGGGUGGAUUUGGGGUUACUGGAGGGAUGGGGUGUAGGAUUUAACUGACCAUUUUCAUCCCUUUUUGUUUUUGCUGCCCUUGCAGGGCAGACAGGUGCGGGGAACAACUGGGCCAAGGGCCACUACACUGAGGGAGCAGAGCUGGUAGACUCUGUGCUGGAUGUGGUGAGGAAGGAGUGUGAGAACUGCGAUUGUCUCCAGGGCUUCCAGCUCACCCACUCCCUGGGUGGGGGCACGGGCUCGGGCAUGGGCACCCUGCUCAUCAGCAAGAUCCGCGAGGAGUACCCCGACCGCAUCAUGAACACGUUCAGCGUCAUGCCCUCGCCCAAGGUGUCUGAUACGGUGGUCGAACCGUACAACGCCACGCUCUCUGUGCACCAGCUGGUGGAGAACACUGAUGAGACAUACUGCAUUGACAACGAGGCGCUCUAUGACAUCUGCUUCCGUACCCUGAAACUGACCACUCCCACUUACGGAGACCUCAACCACCUGGUGUCGGCCACCAUGAGCGGUGUGACCACCUCACUGCGCUUCCCUGGACAGCUCAACGCAGACCUUCGCAAACUGGCCGUCAACAUGGUGCCCUUCCCCCGCCUGCAUUUCUUCAUGCCUGGCUUUGCACCACUAACCGCCCGGGGGAGCCAACAGUACCGCGCCCUGACAGUGCCCGAACUCACCCAGCAGAUGUUUGACGCCCGCAACAUGAUGGCGGCGUGCGACCCGCGCCACGGCCGCUACCUCACCGUGGCCACUGUAUUCCGAGGGCCCAUGUCCAUGAAGGAGGUUGACGAGCAGAUGCUGGCCAUCCAGAAUAAGAACAGCAGCUACUUCGUGGAGUGGAUCCCCAACAAUGUCAAGGUGGCUGUGUGUGACAUUGCGCCCCGUGGCCUUAAGAUGGCCUCCACGUUCAUCGGCAACAGCACGGCCAUCCAGGAGCUGUUUAAGCGCAUCUCGGAGCAGUUCUCAGCCAUGUUCCGCCGCAAGGCCUUCCUGCACUGGUUCACCGGGGAGGGCAUGGACGAGAUGGAGUUCACAGAGGCCGAGAGCAACAUGAAUGACCUGGUGUCUGAGUACCAGCAGUACCAGGAGGCCACGGCCAAUGACGGGGAAGAGACAUUCGACGACGAAGAAGAAGAGCUCAAUGAGUGA